Molecule: messenger RNA, 9928 nt
Organism: Xyrichtys novacula (pearly razorfish)
Lineage: Eukaryota; Metazoa; Chordata; Actinopteri; Labriformes; Labridae
Source: the annotation of a GenBank genome assembly
AUGUCGUCAAACAGGACCCAGAACCCCCACGGACUGAAACAGAUAGGCCUGGACCAGAUAUGGGACGACCUGCGGGCUGGCAUCCAGCAGGUGUACACACGGCAAAGCAUGGCCAAGUCACGCUACAUGGAACUCUACACGUAUCCUGAGAGAGCUAAGGCGUGUGAGGCCGCUAAACUGUGGUCUGAGUUUGUGGUGUGUGAGAGUUUACGGCUGAGACGUUUACUUUUAUUAACGUGUUUCUCUCAGACAGUUUUCUGAGCUUCAACAAAAACUAGCGCCCUCUGUCCUUGUGAGUUUUUUCUAAGGGUGAAGGAGAGAUAUUUAGAAAUCGUGAGGGAUAUAUUUUACUGAGAGCCGUACAGCUGAAACUAAAAAGAACAAAAGUGUUUUAGUGACAAAGUUUUAAAAAAUCAGUCAUGACUCUUAAAUUUGACUCACUUGUACUUGAUGCAUCCUGCAGUUUGAUCAAAACAAGGUUGAGGAUUUACCACGAAUCGUGUCCUGACAAAAACAAAUAUUUAUGAAAUCGAUAAAUGUUCUUUGUUGGUCUGACAGCGGGACGUUUCCAGCGGUUCGAUCAGAAAUCACACUCGCUGUGCGUUGUGUAAUAACUAGCAUCUGCCUGCUACUUCCUGAAACUAAAACCUGUUUUAUUGCUGUUUGCCCGGGCAACGUGAUCCGACAAAAACCGCCCAGGCCCAGGGGCAAAAACCAGACAGCCUCACGCUCUCUGUGACCACUGGUGAACUUUAAAAAAAACUGUAUAACAGAGUCGGUAACAGAGCCAGGGUGUUUUCAGCUGAAGUGACAGUAAUCAUGAUCGUCUUCAACAUGAGAACAAACACAGAGGGUGAAAAAAGCUCCUCUGAACAUUUGCCUACAUGACGUGACUGACAAAUACUUCCUUUUCCUGAGGGCAGAUUUUAUUUUUGGACAACUUUGCCUCCACCUCUGCAUGUUUCCAGCUGUAAUUAAUGUCUCCAUUUAGCCGUGGUAGCUCAGAUCAGUGAACCCGUCCAGUUAUAACGCAGUAAUCUUAAUGAGUAAGAAUCUGUGUUAGACCUGUUAGAUCUUGUUUGAGAGGACAAUCAAUCAUUUUGUAGAUAAUUACAUUUAAACUUAAUUCUAAAGCAUCUAAACAUUGACUUCAUGGUCAUUUUUGUUUAUUUCCAUCACUUUUAUUCACUAAAAUUACAAACAAAUCAGAUGAGAAACAAAGAAAGAACUUCUGAGAACUCCACAUCAGUUUUUCAGACUUACUAUCAUGUAUUUUGUGUAUUUGUCUGUGUCGUCUUUGUUCGCUCCUUAACCCCUCCCUCAGACAUGUAUAUAACUAUUGUACCAGCGUCCAUCAGUCCAGCCAGGGCAGGGGCUCCGCGCCUCCAGCCAAGCCCUCCAAAAAGUCCACCACCCCCGGCGGGGCUCAGUUCGUAGGCCUGGAGCUCUACAAGCGGCUCAAAGAGUUCCUGAAGAACUAUUUGACCAGCCUGCUCAAGGUGAGUGCACACGCCGCAGAGGACCUGGUCUCCAUCUCGAACCGUCUGCUCUCCUAUCACUGAUUUUCUGCUCCUGUCUGGCUUUGUCUUCCAGGACGGUGAAGAUCUAAUGGACGAGUGUGUGUUGAAGUUUUACACCCAGCAGUGGGAGGAUUACCGUUUUUCUAGUAAGGUCCUAAACGGGAUCUGCGCCUACCUCAACCGCCACUGGGUCAGACGGGAGUGUGACGAGGGACGCAAAGGAAUCUAUGAGAUUUACUCGGUAACAUCUUUCACCCGCUCUUCACUGAUGGUUGUGGAGCGUUUUCAAACCCGGACUCUGUUUGUCUCUACGCUGUAGGGUCUGAACGAGUCAAAGGUACAAGAGGGUUCUGGAAAUACUCCAGCAGUUUGUCUCAGCAGACGAUCGCAGACGAAAACCACGAGCGUCUGAGAUCUUAACAGAGAAAAUAUUUACAGACUUUUUUAAAGAAAUCUGUUCACAACUUUCCCUCCAAAGUCACCAGACUGUGAUCACAGAAACACUUAAUCCACCGUGUAGAACAGGAGUCUCUGCCCGCCAGUUAUUUAAUGUUAGACAAGAAAUCCACUCAGAAGCACAAGAAUAGACAAAGUCAGAGUUCUGCUGUUGGUGUUGGCGGCUUUGAAGGGUGUGUUUUAAGGCUGCUCGCUGAAUGAAUCCAGAUAUUGUUGGAACUUUUGAUCAUUAAAAACCUAAAAUACGUAAAAAAGGGUUUAGAAAAAAACAGGACCUUCUACAAAUGAACUUAACCCUCACACACUGUUCAAAUCCUGGACCCUCACAGUAUGUUCCGGGUCAAAAUUGCCCCUUUCUGUCACAGACAGUUCUCUUGACUAGUUAGGUCAUUUUGACCUCUGUCUAGGUGUGUCUGUGUGACUGUAUGUCUGUGUGACUGUAUGUCUGUGUGACUGUAUGUCUGUGUGCGUGCAUGUGUGUGUGUGUGUUUCUGUCAAGGUAAUGAUAGUUUCAUAAUGAUUUGAAUAUAUCUUUUGAACAACAAACCUUAUAUUGAACACUGUUGUUACUGUUUGUCACUUGUCCCACACUGCUAGAUCUAAAAUCCAUCUAAAUAUAGAUACAGGUCAAAUUUGACCCAUAACAGCCUUAGAGGGGAAAAAUUUGUAGCACAUAAACAAAAAUACACAUGAAUAUUUUAAAAUUAAUUUCAUGUAUUUUGGGUUAUUUCAGGAAAAGUCGUCAAGUUUCAGGCUUAAAAAAUGAUGUUUAGGGUAUUUUUUACUGCCUGUUAAAAGUCAAAACGGGUCAAAUUUGACCCCGAACGGUAUGUGAGGGUUAAGAGCCGAUGUUUGAAGACGACGUUUGACUUCCUCAUAAACAUCACAGCUUAUAUUUGAAGGUUUGACUCCUCAUAAAACCACCUGAUGAUUCAUUCAGAGGUCAGACCCGUCCAAAUAUGUGCUCUGUAAGAGACGAUCUGUAAUCCAAGAUGCAUGAAGCGCCCGUCUGUUUCCUGCGAACUGUUCAAAACAAAAAAACGACAAAGAGAAGGACAGAGAAACGAGAAAGAGGCCUUGAGAAAUAAAAGGUUGUUUUUUGCAGCGUGUGGCCUCAGAGCUUUCCUGGUAUUUCAGGGUCUGAGUUGGUCACAGAGUCUCUGUGUUUCCUGUUUGUGUUGAUACGAAAAAUCAUGUCUCUUCGAUAAUCUAACUGGAGAGUUUAAAGAGUAAAGAAAGGGUCCUCUGUCGUCUCCUGCUGAAAUAAAGAACCUUUUGACCUUUAAACUCAAUCUUUAUGCAGAUUGUCGAGUCUGUAGGGAAACCUAUAAAAUCUCAACCUUUUGUUAACCAUCUCCCUUUUCUCCCUUCCCCCUUUCACACGUCUGUUUCCCCCCCAGCUGGCACUCGUGACCUGGAGGGAGUGUUUAUUCCGACCCCUCAACAAACAGGUGCGUUUGUUUUCUUUUUACCGAGGUGGAGUAACAAACAGCGGAGUGUUUUCAGGAACCCCGACCCCUCAUACGUUGGAAAAAAAAACCAGACACUGAAUAAAGAAACCUGUUUUCUUCUAGGUAACAAACGCUGUGCUGAAGCUGAUAGAGAGAGAGAGAAACGGAGAGACCAUAAACACCAGACUGAUCAGCGGUGUGGUCCAGUCUUACGGUGGGUCAAUAAAGAGUGAGAACGUAGACAAGUCGAACCCUCCUGUUCUGGGUCAAUAUGAGAGAAAAAGACAAAAGAGCUUAGAGAAAUGAGAAAACAGGUUUAUUCACAGUCAGAGAGCGUCUAAAUAUGGAGCCCCUUUAACUGAAGAAGAACCGCCGCGAUGACGUCACAUGUAAACCUUCUGUUCCUCUCCUCUCUCUUCAGUCGAGCUGGGUCUGAACGAGGAGGACGCCUUCGCCAAAGGCCCCACGCUGUCCGUGUACAAAGAGUACUUUGAAUGUCAGUUCCUCACUGACACGGAACGUUUCUACACACGCGAGAGCACAGAGUUCCUGCAGCAGAACCCCGUCACCGAGUACAUGAAGAAGGUCAGCUGUCCUCUCACGGAGAACCGUCUCAGAUCAGAUCGACGGUUCCACCUCAUCUCUGUCUCUCGCGUUUCUCUUCAGGCGGAGGCUCGUCUUCUGGAGGAGCAGCGGCGCGUGCAGGUGUACCUCCACGAGUCCACCCAGGACGAGCUGGCCAGGAAGUGUGAGCAGGUCCUCAUAGAGAAACACCUGGAGAUCUUCCACACAGAGUUCCAGAACCUCCUGGAUGCCGACAAAAAUGAAGGUAAACCCGACAAACGCUCAUACAGCUGGAUUUUAAACAGUCGGAGAAGUGUAUCCUCGUCUUUCUACGCGCUGAUAACAAACUCUGUUCUUCCUCACAGACCUGGGUCGGAUGUACAACCUGGUGUCACGGAUCAUGGACGGUCUGGGCGAACUGAAGAAGCUUCUAGAGACUCACAUCCACAACCAGGGCCUGGCCGCCAUCGAGAAGUGUGGAGAGGCGGCGCUCAAUGUAGGCGCGCUUUAUUUACCUCUGAUCGCCUCUGCUUACAGGAGUCAUGGUUCUGACUUAGGGCUGGGCGAUAUGACCUCAAAUCAAUAUCACGAUAUAUUGAGCAGUUCACCUCGAUGAACGAUAAAUGGACGAUAAACAAGCUGCUCCAACAACUUUUGAACCGUCCUCCACCUCUUCACCUUUCUUUCCCGCUUUGUUACGGACUGGAUGUGGUGGAAAAAUUCGUCUUAAAGGGACAUGAGACCGUAGCCGACCUUCACACAUCCUAAACCAACUUUUAUUCAUUUAUAUUUUUGACACCGAAUACACGGAUAUCGGCAAAAUGACGUCAGUUAUUGUCGUAAAUGUCAGUAUCGGUAAAUUUUCGGUUUAUCGCCCAGCUCUAAUUCAGACCUCCGUUUGAUCAGAGUCUGAGAGUUGAUCUAAGAACAUGAAUAAAAGUAGAGGAGUCGGUCUGAAGAUGAUGUUCACACAUGUAUGUUUCCCACAGGACCCUAAAGUGUACGUCCAGACCACCCUGGAUGUUCACAAGAAGUACAACGCCUUGGUCAUGUCUGCCUUCAACAACGACGCAGGCUUCGUGGCGGCGCUGGACAAGGUCAGAGCUUAACCGUUAAAAAUCCAGCUCCAUAAGAUAAAGAGGCUGCAGGUUCUUCGGCGUCAGAAUGAAGUCUCACGGUGUCUCUUCUGUCUCUCUCUCAGGCGUGCGGUCGGUUCAUCAACAACAACGCCGUCACCAGGAUGGCUCAGUCGUCCAGCAAAUCUCCUGAGCUGCUGGCCAGAUACUGUGACUCUUUACUGAAGAAGAGGUACGAGAUUCAAAUCUGACAACACUCAGGGAUCAUAUCGUUGUUCUCAGACCAGAUCCAAGCUUUUAGUACCAGAAGAAGAACCUGAAACUCUCUCUGUGUUUGUUUAGCUCCAAAAACCCAGAGGAGGCCGAGCUGGAGGACACGCUCAACCAAGUGGUGAGACGCUCUGACCUUUGAGUUCGCAAAAAAACACACAAACACACACAAACACACACAAACACACCGCCUGUUUGCGUUACAUGAAGAGCCCUGCUGAACUACUGACCUAGUCAGGUACCAGAGCUCUGGUCCAGGAUCAAACUGGAUCUGCACCCUCUACAAAAGCCUCACAGAUCUCAUUGGAUCCUGUUUGGUUCAGUCUUGAUUUAGCACUUGUUUAAAAACUUGAGUUUUUGUCGUCUUCAGGUCUUAAGGAACCUGUUUCUUUUUCACCCUGAAGACUGGAAGCACAUCUCUAUCGCUUCUUCUUCCUUCAGUCUGAAUGUUUUUGUUGUUUAGCUCCAGGUUACUACGGCGACGUUGUCUUCAGUAAAACCUAAAAACUUGUGACUAAAUGUUUCUAAGAACAAACAUCAGAGUUACAAACGUGUGAGGGUUCAUUUCGGUCUUUCCUCCUCCAGAUGGUCGUGUUCAAGUACAUCGAGGACAAAGACGUUUUCCAGAAGUUUUACGCCAAGAUGCUCGCUAAACGUCUGGUCCAUCAGAACAGCGCCAGCGACGACGCCGAAGCCAGCAUGAUCUCCAAACUCAAGGUGAGGCUUUAACCAGUCGGUCACGUCCGGUCGACCUUUAAAACUCGCCUGACUCCGUCUCCCAGAAACCUCGGAAACCUCAGUCCGGUUCCUCUUCUGUUUGUGUUCUCCUGCAGCAAGCGUGCGGCUUCGAGUACACGUCCAAACUGCAGCGGAUGUUCCAGGACAUCGGAGUCAGUAAAGACCUGAACGAGCAGUUCAAGAAACACCUGACCAACUCUGAGCCUCUGGACUGUGAGUACACACACAAACACACACUCAUACCUGUACCUGACCUUUGGUUACACACCUGUAUCACUGGGGCUGAAACAUGAGAGAGCAGAGUGAGGGGAACGUAGAGGGUCUGGGUUGGACUGGGGGUUUCUGUGAGGACUGUAACCUCGCGGUCUGAGGGUGAGGGGUACGCUGAGAGGGAGAAUUUGUUGGACCAGAUGUUCAGUCUCAAGGCUCAAACCUACAGGAUGUGUAUUUGGAGCGUGGCAGCAUCAUAUCGAGAGCAGCUCUGCUAAAGAUACACGGCGAGUCUAUUUUUGCUGCUCUACGCUUCCAAAGCACGUCGACCCACACAGAGAAGAUCGUCCCAGACAGGAAGUGAAGCACGAAAACUGUGCAUGUCUUCUGGUAUUUCAAAAUAAAACACCAUCUGUGAACUCCAGACUGUGAGUCAGUUUGUAAAGAUGAUAAAUCCUUCCUGGUUCUGGAUUUAUCAGUAACACAGAAUAAUCUGAUGGUGAAUCCCUGAUCCAUGUGGAUCCCAACAGGACUUUGAACUGCUAACUCUGUCUGAAGGAAACAGCAAAAAGGGACAUGUAGAAACUGUAGAAUCACAUUGCUUUUUCACAUAAAGUAGAGGCUCAACGUUGUCGUCGUUUUCUUCCACUUAUCGGGGUCACGGGGGCAGCAGCUUCAAGAGGGAAGCCCAGACGGCCCUCACCCCAGCCACUUCCACCAGGCGCUCCCAGGCCAGGCGAGAGAUAUAAUCCCUCCACCUGGUCUCCACCUCUAAUGGGAGGCGUCCAGAAGGCGUCCUAACCAGAUGCCCGAGCCACCUCAGCUGACUCCUCUCGAUGUGGAGGAGCAGCGGUUCUCCUCUAAGCGCCUCCUGAGUGUCCAAACUCCUUAAAACCCAUUUCGGCUGCUUGUAUGCGCGGGCUCAACGGUCGCUGAAUUCUAUCGAAAUUAGCAGGAAACGACCACAGAGAGGAAACACAACCUGUCGUGAGCGUGAUGUUUCCUUUAUUCUGAGUCCAGCUGACUGGUGCUGCACUACGUCGCUGCUAUGCUCCAAACACGCGUCCUGUGUGCGAUACCCAGGACGGCAAAUACAGAAGUGGCUCGAUACGGAUCAGAAUUCAGAGAAACAAGAUGGUUAAAAAAACAGAAAAACAAGUUUGUUUGCGUAUCAAAGCACAUCGAACUCGUAUGAUUGACCCUAACCGACUGAUUUCAAACCUCUCUCACAGUGGACUUCAGUAUCCAGGUCCUCAGCUCCGGGUCCUGGCCUUUCCAGCAGUCCUGCACCUUCGCUCUGCCCUCUGAGGUAACUCCUGCACAUUGAAGCCGUUUCUAUUUCAGCUCAUUUGUCACCGACAGGUUUGAUGAGAUCAGGUUUUAUUCCUGCUGUUAGAGAAAGAUAUACGUCUCAGUCUCUGCAGCUUUGACUCAGAACUACUGAUGACUGAGGGGAGAUUUCUACAAACCUGGUUCCUUUUAUGUAAACGGUACAAACUUCAGGCUAAGAGCAGAGAAAUCACUUCUGUUUCUGAUCCUCCUCUCUCUUAGUUGGAGAGAAGCUACCAGCGCUUCACGGCGUUUUACGCGAGCAGACACAGCGGCAGGAAGCUGACCUGGCUCUAUCACCUGUCCAAAGGAGAGCUGGUCACCAACUGCUUCAAGAACAGGUGUGCGGAGUCUUUUUGAAGUCUGAAACUCUGCGGGUCUGUCUGAUCUGAACGAGUCCACGCUGACGCUGUCGUGGUUGUUUUCAGGUACACGCUUCAGGCCUCCACCUUCCAGAUGGCCAUCCUGCUGCAGUACAACACAGAGGACAGCUACACCGUCCAGCAGCUGACCGACAGCACACAGAUCAAAACUGUACGCACCUUUGAACCACCUUCUCAAGUCCGGAUCAGUUUUUUUAUCAUCGGCCUCUGUGACCCACGAAACUGGACAAAUGUUGAAUUUCUCUGUUUCUUCAUUUUCAGGACAUUCUGGUUCAAGUUCUGCAGAUCUUGUUAAAAUCAAAGCUGCUGGUGAGUCAAAGAAACUUCUUCUCUGUUUGAAGAUGUUCCUCAGAUGUUCUCAGAUCAGUUUUAAAUAUCAAAACUACGACUUUAUUCCUCUAGAAACACAAACAAAAAAACUUUACUCAGUCUAAAAUCAAACUCCUGUCCUAAAACGUACCUGUGGUUCUCUUUAUGAACACCAGAGGGCGCCAGAUGAACUAUUUCAAGUGUAACAGGGUUAUUAGAGUUGAGAACUUCUUUAUCCUCAGAAACAAACCUGUGUGGACGUCUUUUUUAACACAAUAAACUAAAGUGAGCUGUUAUUGAUCAGUGAAUCUGCAGCUGCAGGAUAAAAACCUGUCUUCUUUAAACUCACACACCUGUCUCUGUCCAUCUGUCUGUCUGUCCGUCAGGUGAUGGAGGACGAGAACGCCAACGUGGACGAGGUGGAGUUCAAACCCGACACCGUCAUCAAACUUUUCCUCGGAUACAAAAAGUGAGAAAUGAAUUCCCCUCCGGUCCCGAUCAUCGCGCAGAUCAGAGUCUUCAGGUGGUGUUUUUAAAUUUCCUCUCCUCCGCAGUAAAAAACUGAGAGUGAACAUCAACGUCCCGAUGAAGACGGAGCAGAAACAGGAGCAGGAGACGACCCACAAGAACAUAGAGGAGGACCGGAAGCUCCUCAUUCAGGUGAGCGCUGACACCUGAAGGAUUAAAAAGUGAAGGGUUGAAGCCCACUGAAUCUUUUAAAGUCGCUUAAAUCUCAGACAUCGACGAUCGACGGAUCUUCACAGUGAAGCAGCAGGAAUCCAUUUAUAAGAUCCACAGUCUCCAGACCGGUCCAGACACACAGAAUCCAGUCUUUCAACAAGGGGAAGGAUUUGAGUCUCAUCAAUAUGCGACAAACGGCAGGUCACUUCGCAGACGCAAUCUGUUCAUAUCAGAUGUCGCAUUCGUUGUUGUCAUGUGAACGACCGCACAAAAAGAUCGGAUUUAACGAAAAAUCCAAACUGUGGAUCAUAACCUGCAGUGUGAACGUAGAUAAGAAGCUGUUCCUCUUCAAGUGUCCUCAGGUGAAAACAUUUUACACCAGAGGUUCAAACGUGGAUUUAAGGAGUCAGAACUUCAGUCAGACAGAAACCUCCUCAUGCUUCAGACUGAUUAUUACAUUUCUGUGUUUUUUGUGUCUUUGUUCGGGAUCGUUUAAAUUCAGCUUCCUCUGUGUGUCCCAUUGGUCAUGUGACAUGUCUUUUAAUCUGCUGGUUUCCCUCAUCAUUAUCAUGAUUAUUAUUAUUAUUAAAGUCUGUGUCUGUGUGUCGUACAGGCUGCUAUAGUGAGGAUCAUGAAGAUGAGGAAGGUCCUGAAGCACCAGCAGCUCCUGGCUGAAGUCCUGAACCAGCUGUCGUCCCGGUUUAAACCCAGAGUCCCCGUCAUCAAGGUAACCCCCUCCACUCCUGAGUGGGCGAUCUCACCCGCCCUCAAACUCCAGAAUCUGACAUAUGUAAAGUAUGUCCCUGUCCUCACCUGUGUGUGUGUGUGUGUUUUGUGUUUUGUCUCCCUCCUGUGGACAGAAAUGCAUCGACAUCCUGAUAGAGAAGGAGUACCUGGAGCGAGUGGACGGCGAGAAGGACACGUACAGCUACCUGGCCUGA